AUGUCUCACCACAAUAACUCCUUAGCAGUGAAUGUGCAGUUUUCCAACUCUAGCAGCUUCAGCAGUGGUUUGCCUUGCAUGGACAAGGAAGGAGGCACCAACGUGUGGGCCAUAUCAGCCGUCGAGGCCCCGCCUGACAGGAUGCAAGCUGAGGAAGGCAGCAGUACACGUGCGGACAGCCCGCAGCCCGUUGACGCGUCUUCGAUUCUGCCCGACGGGGAGGAGGGGGCGCUCAUCAGAAGUCAGCUUUUCAUUCCUCUGCCACUGGCUGCGUCGUCUUUUAAACCAGAAAGUGACAGGCGCGUGCGUGACUCCACGGCAUCCACGGCACACUUGGAGCACCGCUCUUUCUCCUCCAUGCAGGAUAACACAACGCCGCCUCGCAUGUGCACCUACUUCGGCGAUGCAGCAGCCGCGGCUCGGGUGGCAGACCCAGAAGUGUCGGUAAUGUUGAAGAGUGAGCCGUUUGAUGAUAUUCAGGCCUCUCGCAGUCCUGUGGUCAGUGUGGCCGCAACCGCACAAGCAUCACGCACCACCUCACCGGCGCGGCCGACAGUGUCGUUGAACCUGCGCAAGAUGGGGGCCAGUGGACGCUCGCUCCCUGCGGAGUUUGUUGUUGUGAACGCUGACAAGGCGUGCACUGCUCACAAACUGCUCACCUCCCUCUCUGCCGCCACAAUAGCGCAGUACCGCCUUGUGAAGUUUAAGGUGACUCAGCGCAUCUACCGUGUCUACUACGAUAAGUGGUGGUCGAAGUUUCUUCAGCGCCCACCCGCGCAGUCGCCGCUGCGAUUCUCUGAGUCCACGCAAACCCAAGCGUUGCUUUCUCGUUCCGUCUCGGCGGGAACGGACUUUUCCGACAUCGACUCCUUCCACGCUAGCCGCUCCACGAGUCCUGCCGGGGACAGCCCGCUCACGCACGCGGCUGCGGGGGCCCCCCCGCAAGGUGUGCAACUUUUCUGUAGUCCCAAAGCGACCGCGUCUCUCUCUCCGCCGCGCGAGGGGGAGGAGAGCGAGACUCGAAGCGCUGUUACGUGGUCACCAGCGCCAGGGUUUCGACUGCAGACCUUUGCCUCUGCAUCUCUCUCACCACUGUCGCCAUCAUUUCAGCAUCGCACCCACAACGCUUUCAUCCCUCCGCCAGCUCCCCCGACGGAUCGCAUCGCCGUGCGCACGAAUCCCGCGAAGCUGGUGGACUUUGGGCAUCACUCCGAGGCGCCACAGCGCAAGAAGCGUCAUCCCGCCUUAACCCCGGCGGUAAAGCUGCCAGUGGUCACUCCUUAG
Messenger RNA from Leishmania braziliensis MHOM/BR/75/M2904, 1284 nucleotides. RefSeq lists its product as hypothetical. The record is from RefSeq and is a predicted model, not a curated record. Bases 1 to 1284 code for a protein of 427 amino acids. NCBI's taxonomy places the organism in Eukaryota, Euglenozoa, Kinetoplastea, Trypanosomatida, Trypanosomatidae. The transcript has a single exon.